Molecule: messenger RNA, 2637 nt
Organism: Hemicordylus capensis (graceful crag lizard)
Lineage: Eukaryota; Metazoa; Chordata; Lepidosauria; Squamata; Cordylidae
Gene: LRR1
Product: leucine rich repeat protein 1
Exons: 4
Coding region: 427-1686 (419 amino acids)
Molecular function (GO): protein binding
Source: RefSeq, a predicted model, not a curated record
AAGAAACAUGCGGGAGACGGGGGAGCCAGCCAUUGCUCCCUCUAAAAAGGAGUCCCAGAGGUUGUUGACUACAACCCCCAGCAUCCCCAAGCAAGGCCAUUGCAGCUGCGGAUGCUGGGAAGGGUAGUCAGCAGCACACUGGGCUAGGACACACACACACACACACACACACACACGCCCCUCCGCGGCGUCUGCCCGGGCUUCCACUGGUCCUCUGUCUGCCUGGCGCGCCGGGACCUCGACGGGGGUGGGAGGAGGCCGCGAGGCGGGCCCAGCACGGCCCCCGGCCCGAGGCAGGCGGCGGCGCGGACAGGCCGGUUGCGGCUCUGCUGCGCACGCGUGGGGCGGGCGGAAGCGGGAAGGCCCCCUCCCCGAGCUUCCGGCGGUGCGCGCGCAGAAGGCGGGAAUCGCGGGCCGGGAACUAGGAUGCGGCUGCCCUGCGAGGUGUCGGUGUCGAGCCGGCUGCUGCCCUCGGCGGGGCUGCGGGGCCCCGGGCGCGCCGUCAGGGCGCUGCUCUCCCUCGGGAGGCCCCCCGGGGCCGGGGACGGUGGGGCCGCCUGGCUGCUGCUCAGCACCGCCCGGCACCGCCCCGGGAACAAGUACCCGCUGAAGGAUAACAUAGAACAAAUUUUCACAAAGUUUGUGGAGGAAGGAAAAGCCACUGUGCGGCUGAAAGAACCGGCCGUCGACUUCUGCCUCAGUAAGGCAAACGUCAGCCAGCUGAAGAGUUUCCUCUCUGCAGUGAAGCUGGCUCACCGAGGGACUGAAGAGGAAAGGUUGCCGCUCCCAACUCUGGUCCCGCCCAAAGCGUCCGAAGUUGAGAAACCAAAGACAAAGAUGACCAUUGCAUCGAGGAAGGAGUAUCCUUUAACCCGGAGCUUCCCAUACUCCCUAGAGCACCUCCAAGCCUCCUACUGCAAACUGGCCCGUGUGGAUAUGCGCAUGCUUUGCCUCAAGAGCCUCCGGAAACUGGACUUGAGUCACAAUUGCAUUAAGAAGCUGCCGGCAACCAUUGGGGACCUCGUGUGCCUUCAGGAGCUCAGCCUCCAGGACAACCAGCUGGAGUCCUUUGGUGUCGCUCUCUGCAACUCCACCCUCCAAAAGUCACUCCAGUCUCUGGAUCUCAGCCAAAACAAAAUCAAAGCGCUUCCAGUGCAGUUUUGCCAGUUGCGAGAACUCGUUCACUUGAAGUUAGAUGACAACCAUCUAAUUAGGCUGCCAUUCAAAAUUGGUCAGCUUCGCCAGCUUCGCUUCUUGUCUGCUGCUCGUAAUAAGCUCCCGUUUUUACCCCAAGAUUUUGAAAAACUCUCCCUCGAGAAUCUGGAUUUAUUUGGGAAUCCUUUUGAGCAGUCCACGCCUCUUGUUCCCGACAUACAGCUAAAAAUCCCAUUGACUUUAUUCGAAUAUUCUGCAAGAGCAACAGUCAAUUGCAGGAUCCCAUACAACAGCCACAUUCUUCCUUCUCACCUCUGUGAUGACCUGGACCUGUCAAAGACCUGCCAGUGCGGCUGUGCCUGUCUGAGCUGCUUCAUACAGACAACGGUGACCAUGAACCUCCACAGCGUGGCCCACACCGUUGUCCUGGUGGAUAACAUGGGAGGCACAGAGGCCCCUGUCCUCCGCUACUUCUGUUCCUUGACUUGCUACUCUCAGUUUCUGGACAGGCACCUGCAAAGCAUCCGAUGACCUCCAGCCAGCCCUGCUUGUGACACGAGGGGCUUCAUCUAGUGGCUGAGAACAAAUGUUGGCUUCACUCCCUCCUUGAAAGGCACUCCAGUUGGCCAUCUGCUCUCCUUUUCAUCAUUCAGAAAGAGGAAAGCACCCAAGCUGGGUUUUUCAAACAGAAUUCAGCUUAGUUUGGUGCUUGCUGCGUGCUGGCCUGAAGUUUACUCACAGGUAUUGCUUAGGGAAGCUCUUUGUCUGAGGUGUGGAGAGCUGCAGCAUCUGUUCCUGAGACGUAACAUGUCUUGUGUUCCUUCCUCUUUCCCCAUUUCUGCUUGAUGCUGUGAAUGGGGACAGCUGGAAGAUUCUAAGCUGGGGCCCUCAGCAGGAAUCUGCUUCCCUCCUUCCCUGGGAAUUAGCAAGGGGCCAAAGUGUGUCUUGAACCAGAAGCUGCUCUGCUGCUUUCCAAAGAUGCUCAUGCAGGUGGAUUUGUUCUGAAAGGUUCCAGGUUAUUUCAGUACGGUUGGCCUUUUCCCUGAACAGGAUGCUUGCCUCAGCCACCAACAAGUUGGUAUGCAUUUUUAAAAAUAAGAACAAAAUGUUGUACCAUUACUGAUACCUUUGUCUCAUGAGAGAGCAACUUGCAUUUUUGCUACAAACUGGUCAUGUUUACUCUUGUUUUUGAAGCAAAACUGUAACAUUCGAGAGAACCCGUUACUGUAACUGGGAGCUACUUCACUUGAAACUUUGUAUGCAAGAGCUGAUUGAUCCCCAACUACAAAGUCCCGGUGUGCGGCAUCACUAGGAAAUGUAGCCCACAAGCUCGACUUCUAGAUUGUGCCUGCAAAUUAUAAGACUGCCUCUGCUUGGUUGUAUUUCUCCGCUUAAAAAUGUGAUUUAUAUUCAAACCUGGUUUCCAGAUGCACAGUACCUUAUAUGAAGCAGCUCUGCAGUAUUAAAUGUUGAAACCCCUCU